Messenger RNA from Lonchura striata (white-rumped munia), 2828 nucleotides. The record is from RefSeq and is a predicted model, not a curated record. NCBI's taxonomy places the organism in Eukaryota, Metazoa, Chordata, Aves, Passeriformes, Estrildidae.
GUCUCGGAGGACGGGCGGCAGCAUUUUCGCUUGGAGCGCGCCUCCGGCCGCCUCGUCGUGGCGGGGAGGCUGGACCGGGAGGAGCUGUGCGGCCAGGCCGCCACCUGCAUGCUCCCCUUCGAGCUGCUGCUCUCCAACCCCCUGCAGUUCUUUCGGGUCGAGGUGACUCUGGACGAUAUCAAUGACCAUUCACCCGUCUUCCCCGAGGAACGAGUCACUUACAAGAUCGUGGAAAGGAGCGAUCCAGGCUCUCGUUUCCCACUGGUGGGUGCUAGGGACCCCGAUAUUGGCAGUAACACAGUCCAGGAGUACAGCAUCUCUCCCGAGAAUGAGUAUUUCAGGUUGUCAUACGGAAGUCGGACUAAUGAUGACAAAUAUCUCGAAAUUGUUUUGGAAAAUCCAUUAGACAGAGAGGAGCAUGCAGAGAUGGGUUUCAGUGUUAUUGCUGUGGAUGGGGGCUCUCCUCCGAGGAGUGGGAGUAUCGAGAUCUCUAUUAUCAUUCUGGAUGUAAAUGACAAUGCUCCCAUCUUCAUGCAAGAGCGUUAUAUUGGGAGGGUUAUGGAAAACAUGCCAGCAGGCUCUGUGGUUCUGACUGUGCUGGCAACUGAUCAGGAUGCAGGAGUAAAUGGAGACAUCUUCUAUGAACUUAGCCAGUCAGUUGUACAGGCAGACUCAGCAUUUGUGAUUGAUCCCAUAACUGGUGAAAUUAAACUCACAAAACCUCUGGACUUUGAGGCAGCACAGUAUCACGACCUGAUUGUGAGGGCCACAGAUGGUGGGGGCCUCUCAGCAAUCUGCAAAGUGCUGGUGGAGGUGGUGGAUGUGAACGACAAUGCCCCAGAGCUGGUGCUCAGUUCCUUCAGCAGUCCCCUCCCUGAGGACACAGUGCCCGGCACGGUAGUUGCCCUGUUCUCGGUCAGGGACCGGGAUUCUGGCGCCAACGGGAAGAUCUCCUGUGCCCUCGAGGAUCAGCUCUCCUUCUCCCUGCGGCCAGCCUAUAAGAAUUACUAUGAGCUGGUGACAGUGAGCGCGCUGGACCGCGAGGAGACGCCUCAGUACAUCCUGAGUGUCACGGCAGCAGAUGCGGGGUCGCCUCCUCUAGCGGAGGGCUCCGGCUGCGUGUCCUUGGGCGCGGCGCCGGGCGGCGGCGGAGGGAAGUUGGGGCUGAAAACCAUGAGGUCGCUCUUGGCCGCGCCGUCCGCCACGCACAGGCUGCGGCUGUGGCGCUGCGAGUACGACCAGCUGCCCACUUCGCUGGCGCACACGAGCGUCGUGGGCCCGGGCCCCGAGAGCACGGCCGCCCGCGGCGCCCACGUGCAGAGCGGCCUGGCCGAUGCAGCCGCUGCAGGGACCCUGCCCCGCGCCUAUUGCUACGAGAUCAGCCUCACAACGGGCUCGGGCAACAGCGAGUUCAAAUUCCUCAGGCCCAUCCUGCCCAGCCUGCCCCCACAGCACUGCGCCCUGGGCCAGGGCCCCGCUGAGGAGCAGGAUUUUCCCUGUGUCCCUGUCAGCACAGAGGACAUGGCCCCAGACAAUGCUGGGACUCUCUCUGCAGGACAGCUCAAUGCUCUUUCCUUUGACUGACAUGGGUUCUGCACAGCCAGAGGCUUCACGGCCCAUGGGAGAUGAUUCAUGUUGCAGCAUGUGGCAGUGGUACCUCCAGACUAAAUUUGUAUUUUCAAAUUUUUCAAAUUUUAAGUUAGACUAAAAAUUUUUCUUUCACUCCAAAACAGAAACAAGGAAACAAAAGCAACUCUGGUUCUCUCUCUGAGGCAAUAGUAUGUUUCAGCUUUCUUGGUCAUUUCUGACUGUGUUUAAGGAAGUUGUAAACAGUCCAGCUAUGCUGUUGUCUCUCUUGCUCUCCAACAAGACAGUGCAGCUUUUCUUCUGUCCUUUGUCAAAAGGGCACUCCUUGUGUCCUAGUUUGGAGACUAUACCAGAUCUCUUCCUUUAAAAAAUGUACAAAACCCCUUUCCCAGCUCAUGUAAGCAAAUAUGUUGAGAGUACAGUGUCCCAUGUUGUGUGAGGACUGGGUUCUUUCUUCCCUGGAUUCUGGAUGCCUCUCUCUGGGGUAUGUGGGCUCUGUGUGCUUUGGUUUCCUGUCAGUCAGUAUAGCCACUCUGUGUCUGCAUAUAAUUCACUACUGUGGCCUGGUGGAGUUGCUCCCAUCCAACCGUUGCAAUGCAGGCAAUUGCAGCUCACCUGGCAAGAAGACUAUUCUGAACCCCUGACUACAGGAGUCUCAUUUUCUCCAGGGCAGGGAAGAGCAGUAAAAUGUAUGACAAAAUAUUCUUUGUGCCCUAUAAACCAGCACUCAGUGUUAUGUCUCCUUGAAAUAUAGAAUUAUAACAGCACAAAUUGUGUUUGGUUUACUAUAACUGUACAAAGUUUUGAAAAAAUGUUCAUGCCUUGGCUAUAUUUCAUAAAAAAUCCAUAAGUCCUUCAGAGAGUAUUUUCUAAGAGUAGAAUCAACAUGAAAUGGUAAAACAGAGAUUGAUGUUGGCCUUCUUAUUUUUCCUGUAUACGGUGGUUCCUUUUUGGGAGUAGAAAGCUGUCUCCACAUGAUUUUCUCCAUUUGUGUUAGGGCAUUUGAAUUCUCCUUUUUGCCCUUUCUCCUGCUACUCUCUGAACUGAAUUUGAGCAUUGUCUUUCUUUUUCUGCUUAAGGACUGCAAACCCAUGUAUAAUAACUGAUUACUUGAAUGAUGUCUGUGCUGUGUGGACUAUUUAUAAAGUCUCACACCGUGUUUUGUUGAAGUUAUGAAGUUUAAUAUUGUAAACUUGGAUACCCCUGAGUGUAAAACUGAAAUAAAGGGAACACCUGAAUGC